UCAAACAGAUUCAGCUCAAAGAGCCAAUUCAAAAAAGAGAGAGUUUGCACCUCAAAAAGUUCAGCUUAAAGCUACAAGAAUUUUCAGCAACACAAAAGGAAAUAAAACAGGUUUUAAUAUAUUUUGGAUCGAAACAGAGCUUCUUCAUGCCAUUUCAUUUUGGAUUCAAGUAGCUCUUCAUGAAAAAUGGCUACUGAAGCUGAUAUUGUAGAAGCUAUGUCUCAUACGAAAAGAGAAGUAGAAGCAGUCACAUACUUAACUGCUGCUGUUCAGCUUGAAACCACAAAAGAUAUGAUCAAUAGCACCUUCGGGACCUCAGAGGGUGGAAAUUUUUUGGAACCAUUCUCAGCACACAAGGUUGCCCCCAAGGUUGCCAAUGAAGAGGUGAGUAGCUUUGAAUAUUACGAAGCUGAUGAACCAAUUCAAUCAGAAAAGGAGAAGUCAGAGAAUGAAAAGCAGCUUGGGAAAGGAGAACAAUUAGAGACUUUAGAAGAAACAAGAAAAGAAGGAAAUGAACAGACAGAAGAGAACACCACAACAGCUGAACAGGAUAACAGAAGCCAUGAUAUUGAGGAAGUAAGAGAAACUAGUCAAGAGAUGGCUAAGAUUGGAGAACCAGGACUCAAGAUUGAAAUAGAGGAAUCUACGGAGAAUAAGAUAGCAGAGGAGCAGCAUACUGAAGUAAUCUCGAAUCAACAGGCCUCCAUUGGAAAAAGCCAACCUAGUAUUGAAAAGGGCAUCAAGGGCUUGGAGGAAGAUGAAAAGCAAGAGAUAGUGGAGGACAAGAGUACUAGUUUAUCCGGUAAAGAAGUCCUCAAUGUAGACAAUAUCUCUAGUGUUGAUGCCAUAGAGAUUGAAGAAGAAAGAAGCUUCACAGGAGUACUGAUCAAGGAAGCAGAGAAAUCAUUUGAUUUAGUAGAGGAGAAGGUUCCUGAAGCAAUUGGAUCUAGCAAAGAAACAGAAACUGAAAAGGAUGAUAAAGAGAAGAUCAAAGAUAAUAGCAUUGCAAAUGACUCAAUCCCAAAUAUAGCUGCAAGUCAAGAAAUACGGAAUGAUGAAGAAGAAACAUCCAAAAGUGGAGAUGCUGAAACAGACAAACUUGAAAAGGCAUCCAUCACAGGAUUGAGCGUACAAGAAGCUGGGAUUGAAGAAGAGGAGAAACAUGAUGAGGCCCCAGUGGCUCCAGGCAAAGUGAUAAUCCAAGAUGAAAUUGAAUCAAAUGAGCAAGAGAAAGAUGGAGCUCCUGAGAUACUCAAUAUUGCCGAAGCGAGCACACUAGAUGUUACAAACCAAAAUGAUUUCCUUGAGAAAGCUUCACUGGCUGGUGUCACAUCAAGUGGAAAUGUUAACAACGAUGAGAUCUCAGAACAAAAGUUUGAUGCUUCAUCCAUAAUACAUGAAGAAGGUAUACAACAGAAAGAUGAGGGGCUGGAUCUAACUGAGGCUGCAGUUGAGGAGGUAAGAGAUGUGGAAGAAUCUACAGUUGUGGUGGCUGAAGACAUUACCACUUCCAAACUCAUCCUUGCAGAAGACCACAAGGAACAGGAAUCAACAGAACACGAUGGACGCAUAGAACCCAGCUUAUUACAGCAAAAUGAACCUGAAAAUAAGAAGCCUGAAUUGAAUGUGAUUGCUGGGCAGCAAGAGACAGCAGCUUCGAAAGAUGAUUCCACAACAACUACCUAUGUCAAAGAAGAGAGUAAUGGAGCAGAAAGCACAGGGAAAGAUUCCAAAGAAGCACAAGUAGAUGAAAAUGAAGCAGGAAAGCCAAAAGAAGAGGAAAGCAGUACGAAAAUCAACAAAGAAGGCAAUGUAAAUGAACUUCCACCAGAAUAUAUUCAACAAGAUUCAACAGCAACAUUAAAAGUCGAUGGAGAUGAAGGAGAGGAGUCCAAAGAGGAGAUUCUUGAGGAAUCAGAAACAGUUGGAGCAGGUGAGAGCAUAUCAAGUGAGCAUGUUGAAAGAUGUGUUGAUGUUUCAUUAGUGAAACAAGAGGAAGUUAUGGAGGAAGAAGCUGAGGACUUAGUUCCGAUCAAAGCUUCAAUAGAGGACAAUAAAGUUGACACAUUUUCUGCUGAAUUGCCCAAAGAUGAUGGACAUGACAUAGUUGAAGAUACAGAGAAGACUGUGAAGGUAGAAUCAAAAGGUGAAGAGGAUUCAGAAAAGGCACUGCAAAAAGAUGAGCCAGAGGAAGCCCCAGAUACAGAAAAGAAGGAAGAAAAGACAGAAAAUUUGGAAAACACAGAUUCCACAAGAAAGGAGGUGAUAGAGAUCAGUAUAGCAGGGCAAGAAACUGAAGAACAAAUAUUAGAGGAAUUUACUAACGAAGGACCAAGCAAAGAGACUUCCAAAGAGAAUAAGGAGUUUGCUGCAUCGGAGACAGCACCUUUAAGUACAAAUACAGGAGAGCAUAACUCAGAGGAACAGACAAUCUCGGAACUCUCUUCUUCAUUAGCAGGAGAAAAAACAGUUGAAGAUAGCUCAAAGGGAGAUGAAAACAAUGCAAUAGGUUCAAAGGAAAAGAAAGAAGUCAAAAUUUCUGAAUUCAAAGAACAAAAUGUGGCAACAGAUUUGACAAAGGAAAAAGAGCCGGAAGACAGCACAGAGCCUAAUAGGGAUAACUAUGCUACAACAGCCACAAAGCAUUUAGAGGAAGAAAUACUUGCAGAAGAAGGCAAAGAAAACUUUGAUCAAAAUUCAGCGGUUGUGUCAGAGACUAAUGAGAAAUUAAUUGAAGAAGAGAUUCAGGACAAAGGAGUUACAAUAAAUACCUCCGACUCUGUGCCAGACAGGAUUGUGAGUGAAGAAAUAGGCUUGAAGGAAGCCGAACUAGAUAACAAGGAUCAGAUUAAAAAUUCUGACAUUGCUCUUGAAGAGAAGGAAUUGACAAGCAAUGUAGAUUCUGAAGUAAAACAAGAGCAAAAGUCAAGCGCAGAAGAGAGUGGAGAGGAGAUCCCAGCAACAGCAAGUGAAACUGUGGAGCAAACAGAAGAAGGAACAGAAGAAAUAGAAGACAAAACACCCACUGAAAAAAUUGGAAAUGAAGAAAAGAUAGCCAUUACUGAGACAGUCUUAGAUGAUAUACCAGAAGAUAAUCUCCAUGGACCUUCCGUAGUGCCAUCCAUUGAUAAUGAAGCCAAGACAAAUGAAGCAAGUCAUGUAUCAGAGGAGACCCCAGAAAAAGAUGAGUCUAUUAAACCGAGUGAUGUUCCUAUAUUGGAAUCUGAUGAUAUUGUGAGAGAGACUAAAAAUGAAGAAGUCCAAAAGCAGAGCGACGAAGAGCUGCAUAUAUCAUCAGAGCAAAUCUAUGAGAUAGCUAGCUCUGAGUCAGUAGAUGUGGGAACUUUAAAGACGGAAGAAGCUACUGACUUUGCAAAUAAAAAUGAGGUUUCUGACUUGGUGAUUUUGACAGAUGAAAAGCUAUCUAGCGAGGUGGAUACUAGUAAUGCAGUUGAUACACGCAUAGACAGUGAAAAGGCUAUCCAAGAAUACAAAGAGCCUGAAAAUAAGUUUGAAGACAGCUUGAAAAGUGAAGUAAAUACAGCUGUGGAAUGCGAAGCAAAUGCCAACAGGAAUGAUGAUCUUUCAACUAAAGAGGCUUUGGAGACUACAAAUGAAGGCCAAGAAACUGGAGAAACUGAUAGCAUCAAAGAUUACUCUCCAGAAUUUGCUGAGGAAGAACAACUUGAAGGGAGCACCAAUGAAGAUAAGGUGCUAGAGACCACUGUAGCAGGGCAAGAAAGUGAAGAAUUUGCUAACGAAAGACCAACUGAAGAGAAUUCCAAGGAACAUAAGGAAUUUACUGCAUUGGAGACAGCACCUUUAAGUACAAAAACAGGGGAUCAUAACUUAGAGGAACAAACAACCUCGGAACUCUCUUCUUCAUUGGCAGGAGAAAAAACAGUUGAAGAUAGCUCAAAGGGAGAUGAAAACAAUGCAAUAGAUUCAAAGGAAGAGAAAGCAGACAAAAAUUUUGAAUUCAAAGAACAAGAUGUGGCAACAGAUUUGACAGAGGAAAAAGAACCUGAAGACAGCAAAGAGCCUAAUAAGGACAGCUAUGCUACAACAAGCACAGAACAUUUAGAGGAAGAAAUACUUGCAGAAGAAAGCAAAGAAACCUUUGUCCAAAAUUCCUCGGUUAAGGCAGAGACUAAUGAGAAAGUGAUUGAAGAAGAAAUUCAGGACAAAGGAGUUACAAUAAAUGACUCUGACUCUGUGCCAGACAGAAUUGUAAGUGAAGAUAUAGGCUUGAAGGAAGCCGAACCAGAUAACAAGGAUCAGGUUAUAUCUGUCAUUGCCCCUGAAGGGAAGGAAUCGACAAGCAAUGUAGAUUCUGAAGUACAACAAGAGCAAAAGUCAAGCACAGAAGAGAAUGCGGAGGAGAUCCCAGCAUUGGCCAGUGAAAGUGUGGAACAAAUAGAAGACAAAUCACCCACUUCAAGAAUUGAAAAUGAAGAAAAGAGAGCCAAUAGUGAUAUAAUCAUAGAUGAUGACCCAGAAGAUAGUCUCCAAGAGUCUUCUACAGUUCCAUCCAUAAAAAAUGAAGCCUUGACAGCUGAAGCAAGUGAUAUAUCAGAGGAGACUUCUGCAAAGGAUGAAAUCCACCAUGAAAGUGCAAAAACUCCUUCUGUCGAACCAAAAGAAGAAGAGUUACAGUUGAUAAAUAAGGCUGAGUCUGUUAAAUCAGAUGAUGUUUCUAAAUUGGAAACUUACGACAUUGUGAAAGAGACUGAAAGUGAAGAAGUCCAAAAGCAGAGUGAUCAAGAGCUGCAUAUAUCAUCUGAGCAAAUCAAUGAGGUUUCUAGCUCCGAAAUUUUUAAAGAUGAAAAGCUGUCUAGCGAAGUCUCAACUAGAAAUGUAGCUGAUACAUGCAUGGAAAGUGAAAAGGCUAUCCAGGAAUGUAAAGAACCUGAUAAUAACUCUGAAGGAAGCUUGAAAAGUGAAGUAAACACGGCCACUGAAUUGGAAGCAAAUACCAACCCGAAUGAUGAACUUCCAACAAAAGAGGCUUUGGAGACUACUAAUGGAGGCCAAGAAACCAGAGAAACUGAUAGCAUCAAGGAUAACUCUCCAGAAUUUGCUAAUGAAGUACAACUUGAAAAAAGCACCAAUGAUGAUAAGGUAAUAGUUGGAGUGGAUACAACACCUGCAAGCACAACAAUAGGGAAACAACACUUGGAGGAACAGGACAUUUCAGAAAUUGCUUCUUCAUUGCUACAAGAAGAAACAGCUAAGGAAAUUUUUAAGGAGGACAAAGAUGCUGUGACAAAUUCAGAGCAGGAGAGAAAGGUCACAGACUUGGAUUCCAAGGAACAGCUUGAGGUAACAGAUUUGAGAGGGGAAACAAAACAUGAAACCUUAGAGGAGAACAUAGAGACAAAUAAGGACCUCUAUGUUUCGGGAACCGAAGAAGCUCCAGAGAAAGAAAUGUAUGCAGAAGAAAGCAACGAAGUCCUUGGUCAAGAUUCUUCCUCUGUAUCUGAUGUCUCUAAGAAAGUAAUUGAAGAAGAAAGUGAAGAGAAAGAACCUGCUGAACAUAAUUCCAAGUCUGUGUCAGAUGGAAUUGUGAGUGAUCAAUCAGGUGCCACAUUUGAUGUAAAGCCAGAGGAAAGUUCCAGCUCAGAAGAGACAAGGGAGGAAAUUUUAAUAGCAGCAAAUGAUCAUGGAAACAAAAUAGAGGAUAAAGUGGAGGAAAGCAUUGAUACCCGAACCGAAGAGGAAGAAAAGAUAACAACUAAUGAGAUGUCAGCUGGAACUGUGAGUGAUGAAUUGGGGUUGAUGAAAGGUGGACAAGAAGACGAGGAACAGGUGAAAAGUUUUACUAUUGCACCUGAAGAAAACGGUUCUGCAAGCAGCGCCACAUAUGAUGUGAAGCCAGAGGAAAAUUCCAGCAAAGAAGAGAAAAGAGAGGAGAUUCUAAAAGAAGCAAAUGAUAAUGGAGAAAAAAUAGAGGGUAAAGUGGAGGAAAGCAUUGAUACUCAACCAGAAGAGGAAGAAAAGACAACCUCUAAUGAGACAUCAGCUGGAACUGUGAAUGAGGAAGCAGGCUUGAAGCAUGGCAAACCAGAAGACGAGGAACAGGUGAAAAGUUAUACUAUUGCGCCUGAAGAUGGAGAAAAGAUAGAAGACAAAGUGGAAGAAAGCAUUCGUACUCAAACUGAAGAGGAAGAGAAGAUAACCUCUACUGAGACACCAGCUGGAACUGUGAGUGAGGAAACAGGAUUGAAGAAAGGGGAACCAGAAGACGAGGAGCAGGUGAAAAGUUAUACUAUUGCACCUGUAGAAAAGGAUUCCGCAAGCAGCGCCACAUUUGAUGCAAAGCCAGACGAACAUUCUGGCACAGAAGAGAAUAGAGAGGAGAUUCUAACAGAAGCAAAUGAUCAUGGAGAAAAAAUAGAGGAUAAAGUGGAGGAAAGCAUUGAUGCUCAAACUGAAGAAGAAGAAAAGAUAACCUCUAAUGAGACAUCAGCUGCAACUGUUAGUGAAGAAACAACAUUGAAGCACGGCGAACCAGAAGACAAAGAACAGGUGAAAAGUUAUACAAUUGCACCUGAAGAGAAAAGAGAGGAGAUUCUAACAGAAGCAAAUGAUCAUGUAGAGAAAAUAGAGGAUAAAGUGGAGGAAAGCAUUGAUACACAAACUGAGGAGGAAGAAAAGAUAACCUCUACUGAGUCAUCAGCUCGAACUGUUAGUGAGGAAACACUGUUGAAACACAGCGAACCAGAAGACAAAGAACAGGUGAAAAGUUAUACUAUUGCACCUGAAGAAAAGGAUUCUGCGAGCAGCACCACAUUUGAUGUAAAGCCAGAGGAAAAUUCCAGCACAGAAGAAAAAAGAGAGGAGAUUCUAACAGAAGCAAAAGAUCAUGGAGAAAAAAAUGAGGAUAAAGUGGAGGAAAGCAUAGAUACUCAAACGGAAGAGGAAGAAAAGAUAACCUCUAAUGAGACAUCAGCUGGAACUGUUAGUGAGGAAACAACGUUGAAGCACGGCGAACCAGUAGAUGAAGAACAGGUGAAAAGUUAUACCAUUGCACCUGAAGAAAAGGAUUCUGCGAGCAGCACCGCAGUUGAUGCAAAUCCAGAGGAAAGUUCCAGCAUAGAAGAGAAUAGAGAGGAGAUUCUAGCAGCAUCAAAUGGUCAUGGAGAAAAAAUAGAGGCUAAAGUGGAGGAAACCAUUGACACUGAAACUGAAGAGGAAGAAAAGAUCAUCUCUAAUGAGACGUCAACUGGAUCUGUGAGUGAGGAAACAUGGUUGAAGAAAGGCGAACCAGAAGACAAGGGACAGGUGAAAAGUUAUACUAUUGCACCUGAUGAUUCUGCAAGCAGUGCUACAUUUGAUGUAAAGCCACAAGAAAACUCCAGCACAAAACUGAGUGGCGAGGAGAUUCUAACAAAAUCAUAUGAUGGUGGAGAAGAAAUAGAGGAGAAAGUGGAGGAAAACACUGAUGCAGGAACAGUGGAAAAGAAGAUAACCACUAAUGAGACUUCCUCACAUGACAUACCAGGAGAUGAUCUCUUGACAUCUGAAGCUAUAGAGAGAUCAGAUGAGGUAACAAAUGUGGCAGAGGAAAGAAAACUUGAGAUCUUGGAGGACAGUGCUGGGCCAAAUAAGGAGAGCUAUGCUACAAUAGCCACAGAAGCCUUAGAAGGAGAAAAACUUUCAGAAGAAAGCAACAGUACCUUUGUUCAAAACUCUUCCUCUGUGGUUGAGGUCUCUGAAAAAGGAAAUGAAGAUGUGAUAGAGGAGAAAGCACCGAUUAAAAGCAGCUCUAGCUCUGACUCAACUGCAAUUCCAAUUGAAGAAACAGGCUUGAAGGUGGCAGAACCAGAAAAAAAUGAGCCGGUUAGAAAUUCUGAAAUUGAAUCCAAAGAAGAGAAGGGUCUGGCAACCUGUGCUGAAAUUGAAAUAAAACAGGAGGAAAAUUCAAACACGGAAGAGAAUGGGGAGAAAGAGAUCUCAGCAAUAGCUGAAAGUGGAGGAAAAAUAGGACAUGCAUUGGACGAAACCAGAGAAACAGAUAGUGUCGAGGAUCAUUCUCCAGAAUCUUCCAAUAAAGAACAACCAGAAGAGAACACCCAAGAAGAUAAAGUAUUGGUUGGAAUAGAGACAACACCUUCAAGUACAAAUACAGGGAAACAGGAGCUAGGGGAACAGGAAAUGUCAGAAAUCUCUUCCUCUUUGAUAGGAGGAGAAAAACCUGAGGAAAUCUUGAAGGAUGACAAAAAUGCUUUGAUGAAAUUAGAGAGAAAGGACACAGAAUUGGAUUUUAAAAAACAACUUGGUGUAACCUUAGAGAAGAAAGAAGAGUCAUAUGAGGAUCUCGAUACUACAAGAACGAUAGAAGCUACAGAGGCAGAAACACAUGCAGAAGAACCCAACACAAUCCUUGUUGAAUAUUCUUCCUUUGUGUCAGAGGUCACUAAGCCUGAGAAAGAGAUUGGAGAAGAAAUUAAGGAGGUAGAACCUGCUGUAUAUAAUUCCAACUCUGUGUCAGCUGGGACUGUGAGUGAAGAAAUAGAUUUGAAGAAAGGCAAACCAGAAGAAAGGGACCAGGUGAAAAGUUAUACCAUUGAACCUGAAGAAAAGGGUUCUGCACCAGAGGACAGUUCCAGCACAAAAGAUAAUAUGGAGGAGAUUCUAACUGCAGCAAACGAUCAUGGAGAAAAAAUAGAGGAAAAAGUGGAAGAUAGCAGUGGUACUCAAACUGAGGAAAAAAAGAUAACCACUAGUGAGACAUCCUUGCAUGACAAACCAGAAGCUGAAGCUGAUCUCUUGACAACUGAAGCUGUGGAAAGCUUAGAUGAGACUGCUGCAGGAGAUAAGGUAUCUGAUUUGGCAGAGGAAACAAAACAUGAAACCUUAGAGGACAGUGCAGGGUCAAAUAAGGAGAUCUAUGCUACAAUCACCCCAGAAGCUUUGGAAGGGGAAAAAAUUGCAGAAGAAAGCAACAAAACUCUUGUUCAAAAUUCUACCAUUGUAGCUGAGGCCUCUGAAAAAGUAAUUGAAGAAAAUUUUCAGGACAAAGAGACUGUCUCGACUGGUAUUGUGACAGAAGAAACAGAUUUGAAAGAGGGUGAACCAGAGAACAUGGAGCAUAUUCAAAAUUCUGAUAUAGCUCCUGAAGAGAAGAUUCUGGUAAGCAAUGUAGAUAUUGGAAUGCCACAAGAAAAAAAAUCAAUCUUGGAAGAGGAUGGGGAGAAGGAGAUCCCAGUUGUAGCAUGUGAAAGUGGAGAAAAAAUAGGACAUGCUGAUAAGAACUUUGAAGCCAGCAUAUCAGAUGCUGAAGUGGUAAAAACCGCAACUGAAUUGAAAGCAGAAAACACCGAGACAGAUGAAAUACAAAAAGAAGCGAUCCCAGUGGUAGCAUGUGAAAGUGGAGAAAAAAUAGGAGAUGCUGAUGAGAACUUUGAAGCCAGCAUAGCAGAUGCUGAAGUUGUAAAAAGAACAACUGAAUCAAAAGCAGAAAACACCGAGAACAAUGAAAUACAAAGAGAAGAGAAUCUUGAAUCAGUUUAUCCUGGUCAGGUGCUUGUAUAUACCUCUGAAUCAGCCACCCAAGAUGAAAUUGAAGAAACACAUUCUCUAACCAAGGACAUUCAAACAGAGCCAGUGCCUAUUGAACAACAGGAGGUAGCACUUCAUGGCGAAUCAGAGAUGAAAGUAGAAACAGAGCCCAGAUUGACUGUUGAAGAUGAAAGCAGCGAAAUAGAAAGCACAAACGAGACCAUAAAGGCUGUUAUCCUUACUGAGGUCACUGAGGAAAUUGAGAAAGCGGAUAAAAGUGACAACAUUGAAGAACGGGUCAUAGAUAGAGAAAGCAACUUGACAGAACUGCAUCCAGCGUCUGUUGGAGAGGAGAAAGAAUCUGGGCUGGUACUUGGUGAAAAUCUAAAAGAGCCCGACUUCAAUGAGACAACACCACCUAUUGAUUCACAGGCAGAAGAAGACACAAGCAAGAAGGGAGAAAGUCCGGUCACUGAAGCACCAGAAAAAGAAAAGAUCCAGGAUAAAGGAAUAGAUCCUGUGGAUGUUUGUGUUGCCGUAGCUGAAGAAGGAAAGUAUGAAGAGGAGAUCAAAUGCGACUCAGCAACUGUAACAGAGGCAACAGCAUUAACAAACCUUGCAGAUGCUCAAGUGGUCAAUGAGACAGUCAAUACAUUUGAUACUGCAUCUGAAGAGAAUGUGCUCAAAUAUGAGCCUAGUGUAACAAGAGAUGGCAGCUUGAACCUUGAAAAAAGUUCCUCUAAUUUGGUGUCUCAACGUCUAGAUUUGGAUCACAGAGACACAGAAAGAGAGAAUGUCACAGGGGGAAACUCGGAUGAAGUUCAGGAAACCACGAAAGCUUCUGAAGUUGAAAAUACAGAUGAAACUAGGCCAAUCCCAGCUGUGGAAAAACUGGAAUGGGAUGAGAUUGAAGAGGAAAUCAAGGAAUCUUCUAACAUAGUGUCAACAUCCGAAAUUGUUAAUGACCAGGCUCUCAGUGCAGGAAUAUCAGAAGCGCAACUUCAAGUACAAUCUUCCACAUUCUUUGCUGAGGAAAAAGAGCAUGAAACUAAAACCACAACCAAGGAGCUUGAAAAAGAAAGCACAAAGGAAGUAGACAAGCAAGGUGAUGACAACAUUGAAGAAUCUUCUGUUACACAGAAAGAAGAGCACGAGGAGAUCAAAGUCUCUGAAUUGGAUGUGGAAAAGCUGGUUGCGAAUGAAACUGAAGAAGAUAUCAAAAAUGCUCCCGAGAAAGAGAGCAAGAAUGAAGUGGAAAAGCAAGAUGAUGAGAUAAUUGAAGAUUUUGGUACACACUUGCAGCAAGAAGAGCAGGAGGAGCUCCAAGUCUCUGAAUUUCCUGUGGAAAAGCUGGUUACAAAUGAAAUUGAAGAAGAUAUAAAAAAUGCUCCCAAAAAAGAAAGCACAAAGGAAGUGGAAAGGCAAGAUGAUGAGAGAAUUGAAGAUUCUUCUGCUACACGCUCGCAGCAAGAAGAGCACAAGGAGCUCAAAGUCUCUGAAUUGGAUGUGGAAAAGCAGAUUACAAACGAAACCGAAGAAGAUAUAAAAAAUGCUCCCGACAAAGAGAGCACAAAGGAAGUGGAAAAGCAAGAUAAUAAGAACAUUGAAGAUUCUUCUGCAACAAACUUGCAGCAAGAAGAGCACAAGGAGCUCAAAGUCUCUGAAUUGGAUUUGGAAAAGCUGGUUACAGAUGAAACUGAAGAAGAUAUCGAAAAUGCUCUCGAGAAAGAGAGCACAAAUGAAGUGGAAAAGCAAGAUGAUGAGUGCAUUGAAGAUUCUGGUACACACUUGCAGCAAGAAGAGUACAAGGAGCCCAAAGUCUCUGAAUUGACAGUGGAAAAGCCGGUUACAGAUGAAAUUGAAGAAGAUAUAAAAAAUGCUCCAGAAAAAGAAGGCACAAAGGAAGUGGAAAAACAAAAUGAUGAGAGCAUUGAAGAUUCUUAUGCUACACACUUGCAGCAAGAAGAGCACAAGGAGCUCAAAGUCUCUGAAUUUGCUGUGGAAAAGCCGGGUACAAAUGAAACUGAAGAAGAUAUCAAACAUGCUCCUGAAACAGUGUCCCAAUCUCAUUCCCAAAGCGUUGAAGCAGUUAGCAAAGAUGAAAUCAUAACCGAUCAGAUUCUUCCUGUCGAGAUUACGUCAGAGCAAUUUCAAGCAUCAUCUUCUACAUUUCUUCUAAAGGAACAAGAGCAAGGAACUAUCCCAACGUUCAAGACAAUAGAUGGAGAAAACAAAAAGGAAGUGGAAACGUUGGACAGUGACAGUAGCAAAGUUUUUGAUGUGACAAAAACAUCUGAAGAGGCAAUCACACAGAAGGAAGUGACCAAGGAGCUCAAACUCUCAGAAGGGGUUGCAGAAAUUUCAGGUGUAGCCAAAACUGAAGAAGAAAUAAAAGAAGCUUCUGAAACAUUGCCUAAAUUUAAUUCUGAAGAAUUUGAAGAAGUUACUAAAAAAAAAAUCAUCACUGAGCAGACACUCCCUGAAGAGAUAUCAAAAGAGCAGCUUCUAGUUUCAUCAUCCACAUUGCUUCCAAGGGAACAAGAGGAUGAAACUGCAACCACAACCCAGAAGGUAGAUGAAGAAAACAAGAAAGAAGUGGAAAUUCUAGGAAAUGAGAAAAUUGUAGAAAAAGAAGAGCCAAGGGAGCUCAAAGUCUCUGAACCGACAGUUCAGACGCUGGGAGAAGAUGAAAUUGAAGAAAAAGAGUACGAAACAGUGUCUGAGCACAGUUCUUCAACCGUUGAAGUUCUUGCCGGAGAUGAAGACAUUGCUCAACAGGUUCUCCCAGUUGACAAAGAUGAAGUCAUCAUUGAUCAGGCUCUUCCCGCUGGCCUAUCAUCAGAGCAACUUCAGUUGCCAGUAUCUACAUUGCUUCCCAAAGAACUAGAGCAUGACAGUGCAACCACAGUUAAGAAGACAGAAGAAGAAACAAGAGUGGUUUGUUCUCCAUUACAAAGUGAGAAAAUUACAGACAUAAUAGGAGAAAUUACAGAAACCACUAAUCUCGACAUUGGUUCAAGUGAAAUUCCUUCUAAUUUUGUCUCAGAAAAAGCUCAGAAUGAUGGACUGUUCACCAAAACAGAAGAUAUUGAAGUCGACGAAAGUCAUCUUAAGGUGGCAAAAACUGAUUCGAGGACUGAAGAAUCUCAGUCUGAGCUGAUAAUUGAAGCAAAUAAUGACAUCAAGAAUGAAAUUUCAGAUGAAAAGAUCAAGGAGGAUAAGGAGGCCACAAAUGGUUCUCAGCCAGUUUCUCUAGGUGAAGAAAAUGUUCAAGAGAGCCAUCAAGAAGUAGAUUCGGAAACUAAAGAACAUCCAGGAGACAAGACGGAUGGACCUUUUAAGGCUGCAACAAAUGAAAAUAAGCACAAAGAGUUAUCUGAGGCUGAUGAGAAGGAAGAAACAAAUGGAAACACCGAAAAGCUUAUUACAUCUGAAGAAGCUACAAGUGUCAAGGAUCAUGAACCGCUUUCCAUAGAGGACAGAACGAUAGAAGAGAACUCUCCAGCGGAAACAAAGGAGAAGAAUGUCAAGGAUGAAGUUCUGAACUUUGACACUGAAAACCAGAAAGAUGAAGUAAAUUUUGAAAACAGAACAACAGAGUUCACAAGCACAAGGGAAAAGGAAACGGUGGAGAUUCCACGAGAAGAAAGUGGUCUGGGAUUAACAGAAGCCGAAAAAAUCACUUCUGACAUUAAGCAGCUACAGAAAAGCUCUCAUGCAACAUUGGAAAUGCAGACUCCAAGAGAAGAAGAUCUCGACAGAAGCAGCACGGCAACAACAUUUAUAACUGCCGAGAAAGAUGUUCCACUUCCACCUACGGUACCAGACCCAAUUAAAGAAACUACACACAGGACCGAACUGAAAAAAACAGAACCUCAAAACGACACUUCAGUCGAUACAGAAAUAAAAGUAGUGGAACGUGGAAUAGAAGAAGAGAAGGGCGAGUCAGGUGGAAGAACAACAGAGACGGUAUCAUCAGCAGGAAAGCUUUCAUUAUCUGAACUCUUGCAGAGCACGACAAAGGUAACAAAGCGAGAUGUGAUCGAAGAAAAAGAAGCAAAAAGCAGUAAAGAAGCAGAAGGAGAAGAAGAACAUCAAGGUGAAGCUCAAAAAGACGAUGAAGAAGGAGAAGAGCAUAAAGGGUCGUCGGAACCAGAAAGUGAUGCACCAGUCAUCGUAGAAGCCUCCAGAGACAUUGAUGUCAAAGUAGCACACAAGAAAUCUCAUAGCAUCCUUUCAGGUGUUGGCUCAAAGGUCAAGCAUUCGAUUUCCAAGGUGAAGAAAGCAAUUACCGGAAAAUCUUCACAUUCAAAACAGGGUGCUAAGAAACCAGACGAUCCCAGCAGUUGAAAAAACCAUGUGGAAAUCCGUAAAUAUUUAUUUAGUUUGGGUGUGAUGUGUGAUUAUGCAUCUUGAAUAGUUAAUGAACAUUCAUUUUGUAAAAGUCCAUUCAAAAGCUUUAGAUUAUCAAAAUGGCAGUCUGCCAAGGACAAUACCAUACGAUUUUGUUUGUGUGAAGCAAAUUUGAGUAAUUACAGCUUAAGCUCACGAGUUUUUUGCA
This is a messenger RNA of Ziziphus jujuba (common jujube), 14065 nucleotides long. RefSeq lists its product as uncharacterized. Lineage: Eukaryota; Viridiplantae; Streptophyta; Magnoliopsida; Rosales; Rhamnaceae. The transcript has 22 exons. The coding region runs from base 187 to 13854 and encodes 4555 amino acids. The record is from RefSeq and is a predicted model, not a curated record.